Hermetia illucens (black soldier fly) is the source of this 5254-nucleotide messenger RNA. It is a transcript of the gene Mrtf, whose product is annotated as myocardin-related transcription factor A. The transcript is spliced from 5 exons. The coding region runs from base 1013 to 4912 and encodes 1299 amino acids. The record is from RefSeq and is a predicted model, not a curated record. NCBI's taxonomy places the organism in Eukaryota, Metazoa, Arthropoda, Insecta, Diptera, Stratiomyidae.
GUCUGCGGGCCAGGUCCUAAGUUUUGUUGGGGCAUCUUCGAAGUCGCUGCCACCACAUUCGCUACGGUCGGUCAUUUGCCGCUUUCCUUUAGUAUUUCGCGAAAAUUGGUCCAAUUUAGAGCGAUCGAUAAGUGUGGAUUUCGCGUCAGUCAGUGGCAAUAGUUAUAUUCAAAUUGCAAUUUUUUUAAAGAAAUCAUCUAAAGCAUUCAUUUGCGACUCGUUCACGUUGCGAGUUUAUUAGUUUGAAUGAUAGAGUCGCGUUUGAACCGGUGUGAAUGACUAAUUACUGGAUGGUUAAUGAAUAUAGCUACCGAUUCUGUGUGCAUCCUUGCAUCGGCUGAAGUCAAUCGCGGAGCCAGGGGGCUGGUCUAGGUGCCCGACCCCUAGUCACAGUGUGCGGGUACUUUCCCUGUCAAGGAAUAAUGUGACUUGCAGACUUGGCAUUUGAUUGUGGUUUCUCUAAGGGCAGGAUUGCAACCUUAUGUAUCAAGUGCUUCCUAACGGAAUACGACUUUCGAGUCAAAUAAUGUUGGUUAGGCCUGCAAAAGUGUCAAAAGUGAUGAAAGUGGUAGUAGUGAAUUUUGUAUACUUGCUGAGUGUACAAAGCCCAACUAAAGUGCUGCAGCAAUAGUCGGAUGAAAGUUAAUUGAGUCUAGUGUGCAGUGGUAUAUUUCGCAUUCCGUUUAUUAAUUAGUAUAUAUCUGAAUAACCGUUCCCUCCAACCUUGAUAAGAAGAAUCAAUUACCGGACAAUUGCAUUUCAUCUGUCAAUACUUCUCUAUCCAUCUCCAAAUGAUAAACAGAUUGUCUAGUCGUUUACCUGUCCAACUCUGUGCCUUGAUAAAUCAAGAAGGACGUCGGACAUUCUGAUUGUGGAUUGUUUGGUCGUUGUAAAGGAAAAACUUUCCAGAUAAAUAUGCGUUGCCGGUGUUGUGUUGCGAAACUGUGAACUUGUUGGUGCUAAAUUGCAGCUGGAGGCAUGAGAUAAGUGAAACUAGCGGCCCUAGAGGACCAUGCCGGUUAUUGCUGAUUCUGAUGAACCACCAAGAAAAUGCUGCAAAUUUUGUGACGAGUCUACGCAGGGCGUGGACGGCCCUGUAUCGUGGCGUUUAACGCUCGAUCAGGAUCUAAUCGACACGCUGAAGGGAAGUUUUCCAAACUGGUUUCAGAACAGUCCAGAAGCGACUUCACCGUCGUCGUCGUCGAUAACAACAUUACCAACAGAAACAACUCUAACGGGUUCGGGCCUUUGUAACGGUUUGAUAACAGUACAAGUAGCCACAACAGAUAAAUCUUAUCAGGAAACUCUUAUACACGAAUCAUUCAACGGAAUGGCUGAGGGUGACCGUUUAGGUAAUCCUUCAGCUUCCACGGGACCAUCUUUGUUUGGGACUGAUGGGUCAAACACAACAAUGACAAAUUGCUAUGAUUCCAGGCAGUCACCACCUAAAGCGAUUGUCGAUUCCAGUCCAUUGCAACCGGCCAUGGACAAAAACAAAGAAUCGCUGAAAGUGAAAUUGAUGGUGAGACGGCCCAUAACACAACUUGUAGAACAAGGAAUUAUUCCACCACUGAAAACAUCGCCGGCUAUACAUGAACAAUGCAAACAACUAGAGCGUGCCAAAACUGGAGACUUGCUCAAAGCCAAAAUUCAACAGAGACCAGAUCGUCAAGAGUUGGAAAGGCGGCACAUUCUGGAACAUGACGAAAGCCAUGUCGACCCCAGUCUUGCAGAAAAGCAGCGAAUGCUCAAGAAAGCUCGCCUGGCCGACCAGCUGAACUCGCAAAUUUCACAUCGUCCGGGACCACUAGAACUAAUUAAGAAGAAUAUCCUGCACACGGAACAACCGAUUGAGCGGAUAGUAAAGGAGGGCCUUGUUUCUUUCAAAGCCACAAGCGAAGGUCUCCUAAAUCGACCGCAGCAGCCAAAUAGUUAUAUUACAUUCGAAGAUGAUUCCCAAAGCUCGGAAAGCGAUACUCGCACAAGUCCGGCACGCAGCGAUGUAAUUGAGGCGGCAGCCGCUUCGGCGGGCAUCGUAACUUAUGCUCUAACAAUUCCAACAAGCGGUGGAACUAUUUUACAGACAAAGUUCCAUCCAACUUUAAUUCCAACGGCAGCGUCGACGGCUUAUAUCCCGCCCCCGCCACCGCUGCCGAAUGCAACUAACGCCAAUAAGUCAACCGAACAAAUCCAAGUCAAACAGGAUACAUCGCAUCGGUUCGCUGAAUUGUGUCAAUCUGUGGCUGGACCCAGUCCGAGUCCUAAUUUCUUGCCAUCAGCUGCUAGUCCUGCCUCUUUAGGCUCUAGCACCAGCACACUGAGUCCUUUGUCGUCAGUGGCGUCGCCGCCCCAAUCGACAACACCACGGCCAGCACAGUCUCCGUUGCAGCAAAUCCAACAGUCGCAAAAAUGCGAUGCCCCGGGAAAGGAUAAAAACAGGAAAAAAAGCAAAUCUAAGCCUGUUUCGAAAGCACGAACCAUCAAAUUCCAUGAAUAUAAGGGUCCACCAAAUGCACAGAAGAACAGCUCCUUAGAGCCUUGCACGAAAGAGUCAUCAUAUCAACUCAUGUUGGAGCAACAAAACUGUUUAUUACGAUUUUUGGAGAACCUCCACAAAAAUCGAACCAUACUUCCCGCGCCACCGAAAACCGCCAGCAGCUCCAUAGAUGGGAGUGUGCAAAGCCAACCUUCGAAUUCAACUCCCAUGCCAUCACCCGCCUUAUCAGUAGCUUCUUCAAUUCCAUCGAGCCCUGCCCCAAGCCAUAGCGAGUCAGUGACCGUGACGACAGCCCCCACAACAGCCUCCGAUGUUGCCAAACUUGAAAAGAUGAAAGUAUCUGAUUUGAAGGCGCACCUGAAGAAACGGAACCUUCCAGUAUCGGGUCCGAAACCGCAAUUGAUUGAACGCCUCAGGCCGUAUUUACCGCUGGAAUCACUGGAGUCGUCUAAUGCUCCCGAAACAAUGUGUAGUGAGACGUGUGACGGUGAUGUAGUUAAUUCGCCCCGCCAAUCAUUUUCUCCAGAAUCAGAACAUGAGAGCAUGGACAUACAGCAAGUGGACUCACCAAGUCCCUCAGUAAUUUCUUUGAGUAAUGACGACAUUGUCCGAGAGCAACAAAGAAAAAUUGAUGAACUUCAACGGCAGCUGGAACUCAGCAAGCAGGAACUGUUGCAAAUCAAACAGAACCAACAAGUCAUGGUUGUCGAGCAGCCAACACCUCCACCACCUCCAAUAAAUCAGAAGCUAGUUGUCAAACAACAGUUGGAGGCAAAGAUCCAGAAACAGCAAGCAAAACAACAAGCACAGUUGGCCCUUCGGAAUAAGACACCUGCCUUGAUAAAACCGAAGGAGGAGCCAAAACCGCAACCCCAGCCACAACCAAUACAGAUUCAAACCCAUCAUCCCGUUCAGCCACAGCCGAUCAACCAAAUUCCUAUUGUUUGGAACGGCGACACAGCCACCGUGCUGCUUCUUGGCGUCCAGGACAAUAAGAAACUUGUUGGCGGACAUCAGCGCACCGCGUCACUUCCUAGCAUUUUGUUGCCAAUCCCCACGACAACCGCACCGCAAACCAUUCAAACUAUUGACCAGUUGAUUGAAACCAAACCCAUAAUCAACCAGGUGAUUGCCACCCAUGAGACUAUUCCACAGUUGCAGCCAACGGCAGAAAUCAAACCUCCUCCACCUCUAUAUGAGGAGGCAACCAAGCAGCUGAACUCCUCCAAUGCUUUGAAGCAGGAAAAUGCAACGGUGAAAAAGCAUAUUAAAUCCGACAACUUGACAGAUAUACUAAAUAUUCUUGUGAAAAAUGGGGACAUAUCACCUAGCGCGUUGGAUCCCACAACACCCUCCACCCCAGGUAGUGUGAUCAUGACGCAGGAGAUUUUGUUCAAUCACAGUGGGCCGGGCUCGCAAAUUGUUCAGACACACACGCAUUUGGACUCCCAACAGCAGCCGGCGCAAUUACAGCAGGUUCGACUCCAGUCGCAACCACAGGCGCAGCAUGUGCAGUUGCAAAUUCAACCCCAGCCCCAGCAACAGCUGCAACAACGUUCUAACUCGGCCCAGAAGGCGGAAGUUAACGUUUUCGACGCAUCUUUACUUCUCAACACUCCACAGACACCUAUCCAAAAUAUGGAUUUGGCUUCCCCCCUCCAGCCGGAUUGUCAUAUUGAUACUGAGAACGUGGCCAGUGCAUUGGACACGUUUUUGCAGGAGCACAGUGUAGAGCCGCCGGCCAAUGGAGACAUGGCUCCCUAUGAUGACUUCGACUUACUCGAGUUAAUGAGCCAGCAAUUGGAUAUGGACAUUAGCGACGAAACUCCAUGCCAGAAUUAUACUCCAAUGGAAACCAACGCCAACGCGUCAAACACAUCCUCGUAUCAGAAAAGUGGGUUGAGUUCAAAGCGAGGAAUGAAUCCUUGCUUGCAGCCAUCGAUCAAUGAACUCAUCCAACAGCAGGAGCAGCAAGGUUCCAAUAACAAUGGGGGAAGCAGCGCUAGCAACAAUAAUGACUCUUCCCUCAACUGCAAUGGGCUUUUGAAUGGUUUCGACCCCAACUCCUUCGACUUGGGAGGAAGCAACAACAACUUCGCCAGUACACCCAUGGAUGUCUGCGACGACUUCGAGUCGCACCUGAAUAGCUUCAGCUUCUCUAGUCUCUCCCCCGACUCAAACAUCAACACCCCGCCCCAUCCCUUCUCGUCUGCCCUCUCGACGUCCACCUGCAGUGGCUCGGGGGCGCACAACCCUUUGGACUUCAACCACAGCUCGAAUUCCAAUGGGCAGUUGAUGAACGGAACAAGCGACGUGGAUGCAUUUGGAAGCAGUGGGGUGAACCAGGACAACUUGCCCGAGCUGUUCAACAUUGAUGACUACAAAAUGGGAUGGAGUGUAGAUUUUGCUGUGUAAGAGUGAGAGGCAGGUACGAGGAUCAAGUUUGGGUAGUGAUUUCCGGUGGAGAUGUGUUUUGAUGAGAGUUUUCGUAAAGCCGAGAAUGUUUUAAUGAUGCUGUUGAUGAUGGAAAGGCAGGUGAAGAUGAUAUGCUGUUAACGUGUGUGAUUAUUCUAUAUUUAAACAGUAAAUAUGGAGACUUUGAGUGUUUCUUUUCUUUUCAUUUAAGUUUCGUUAUAAAUAAAAAUAUGAAAUAAUUGUAAUUAAUUAUUACAUAUAUAAGUUAAUAAAAUUUAAAAAACAACAAACAAGCAAAAAACAUUUACGAUAAUGAACGAAUAAAGGAAAUUGUUUUAAAUA